Molecule: messenger RNA, 3914 nt
Organism: Phasianus colchicus (ring-necked pheasant)
Lineage: Eukaryota; Metazoa; Chordata; Aves; Galliformes; Phasianidae
Gene: WDR25
Product: WD repeat domain 25
Molecular function (GO): protein binding
Source: RefSeq, a predicted model, not a curated record
AAGCAUGUUUGUUUUAAUUCGAAAAGUUAAAUGAGUAAUCCUUACAAGUUCUAGUGUACUACUGCAGCAGUAUUUGUAGGAUGAUCAUUUGUGGCAUCAGCUCUGCAAAUGCUUUUGUAGAUGCUGAUGUUCAGACAGCAUAGCAUUCUCAUUAUAAUCAAGAAGCUUUUGAGGAUAGCCUCUUGUCUGAACUAAAGCAAAGUGUUGUAGGUUAAAUAGUUGUAGCAUGAUGAGCACUAAUGUUUAAAUAAGAAAACAAAGCAGAGAUAGUGUCUCACUUCUUUAAUCUUAGCAAUUGGAAGAUAACAGUACUCUUUGAUUGUAAAGAGUAGAGUUUUGAAGAUUAUUUUUGUGAAAACGUUGAUUGUUUGAAUGCAGUUAAAUCUAUACUCCAUGUGCACCACUGAAAUUUUUGGGAAUAGCUUUUUUGGGAUUGUUACAAUGUUAAAUUAUUCAGCUUGUUAUAUACGUGGUCUCAGUGUGGGAAUUCUUUUCAUAGAAACUUUGAAAAAAGCUUGUUCCACAGUAAACGAAGAUAUUCAUGCUUUUACUUUCUGUAAGUAAAAGCAAACAGUGAGUUUUAUGUAGCUUCUGGCACGUGUGUGUUAUGUAAAACUAAAGGCUGUGUGGAACUUACAAAUUCUCAGCUACAAAACAGCCUUUUCCAACUUAGUCACCACCAUUAGCUAUACACUUUUGCCAGCUGCGAACAAGAGCAGUUAAAAUCUGCACCAGUGGAGGUCACUCUACCACUGCCUCCACUGCUGAAAUGCAUCACCCAGCACUUCACUGUGCUCGCAUCCACUGUUUGGUCUCCUUAAACAUUCAGCAAGCAUCAGUGAGUAUCAGUGGCUGCCAUUUUAUCCGCAUGAAAGGAUUCAGUGAUGCUCCUUUGCUUCAUGCAUACUUUCAUGUCAAGUGCCAUUGUGUCAGACUGCUCCUGUGCUGCCAUCUGUUGCACAGCAACAAAAUGUAAUGGGAUAUUGGUGGGAGGGUUCAGCAUCUACUGCCAGCAUCCACCUUUCAUGUUAUGGACCAAUAUAAUAAGGCAUUACUUUCAGAGCAGCCUUCAUGUUAUUUUUGUUGCCAACUGAAUCCCUUCACACAUAACAACAUAGAUGAUUUGAAAGAAAUAGAUGCUGUUAGUCUCAUUCCAAAGUACUUGUAUUCAUAUUCUUAUAAAUGAAAAUCCUAAAAUACUGCAUAGUUACGUUAGCCUUUGUUUUGUGUGCAAGGGGGGAGGGAAUGCUAUUGCAAGCAAGGGGAAAGUGAUUUGCAGUGCUUGUGUUGGAAUUUUGUUUUUCUUUCCGUACUCAUUUUCAUAGUUUUGUCUCGUACAAAUGCAUCUCUGCAAAGCAUAAAAAAUGUAUGCAGAGUGCUUGGAGGCACAUUAUGUUGCAUAAUUGAAUGUACAUAUGUGCUAUUAUAGAAAAAUAAAUUCCAGGAAUAAACAGGAAUUAAACAGUUAAGGAUUUUAAGAACUUAAGUUAUUGAAACUGUAGGAUCCAUAAUAAAUUGUGCUCUGAAUGGUCAAUUCUUUAUUGUAGAUCAUCAUUUGGAGGAUUCCAGCACGAGAUUUCUGGAGUCUGCUGUAUCCAGCCAUAAUGAGUUCUUCACUGGUUGCUUAUGAUGAUUCAGACCCUGAGGCAGAAACUGAAAAAGCUGAUGAUCUCAGUACUACCAGACAAGCAAGCCUUCCGAGUUCUUCUGCAAAUCCUGUUCAGCGCUUUGCACCUGGUAUUUUGAGUACAAAAUCUACAUAUGAAACGCAGCUUACUGAGAACACUGGCAAUUUUGACAUGAGCGUUGUUUGUGAAGAUCCCCCUGAGCAUUAUGCACUGAAUAAUAACAAUGAUUUGACAUCUUAUUGUAGGAGAGCAUACUCUAGUCCUACUGCAUUACGUAUGCCCUACAAAAACUAUGAACAGACGUUGAGCUCUUCAAGAAACUCUGGAAAUGGUGCUUCCCAGAAGAGAACACAUAAAGAUAGUCCAACUGCCCCCAAAGGAAUUAGACCAUAUAUCCCUAAAAGGUUACGUCAAGAAAAUUCCAGUGCCUAUGAAAAAAAGGAGUCUGAUCAAAGCGAGAGCACCAGUUGUGAUGUGAAGCUAGAUAUACCAGGAGAGCAGACAGUGAGAAAGAUAUCUGAAUUAAUUAAGCCAUAUUUAGGAUCCAGGUAUAAAUUAACUGAAGUUCCAAAAAGCUUAAUAUUUCAUAUGUCUAAACACAGCGGCCCUGUUAAUGCAAUCCAGUGGUGCACUGUACGAGAACAAAGUCAUAUGCUUCUCUCAGCUUCUAUGGACAAAACAAUAAAGGUAUGGGAUGCUGUGGACACAGGUGGUUGUUUGAGGACAUUUUCCUGUCAUUCCUGUGCCGUCCGAGCUGCCCAGUGGUCAUCCUGUGGAAGAAGGAUCCUCAGUGGUGGCUUUGAUUCCAUGCUGCACCUAACAGAUGUGGAGACAGGGAGGCAAAUCAUCAGCAGUAAAAAUGAAUUUAGAAUCAGCACGCUGAAGUUCCACCCUACAGAUUCAAAUGUUUUCAUUUGUGGAGGAUUCAGUCCAGAAGUUAAAGCAUGGGAUAUAAGGAUUUGUAAGGUGACAAGAGUGUACAAAGCAGCAGUACAACAGACGUUGGAUAUACUCUUUCUUCCUGAAGGAAAAGAAUUUCUUACAAGCACAGACGCAGUAAGCCGAGACUCAGCAGAUCGUACCAUCAUUGCAUGGGACUUCCAAAGUGCUGCAAAAAUUUCCAAUCAGAUUUUUCAUGAGCGUUACACUUGUCCAAGUCUGGCUCUGCACCCAAGAGAGUCUACAUUUGUUGCUCAGACAAAUGGGAACUAUAUGGCAUUGUUUUCCUCCCAGCGACCUUACCGAAUCAACAAAAAGAAGAGAUACGAGGGGCAUAAGGUGGAAGGAUUUGCAGUGGGCUGUGAAUUUUCUCCAGAUGGAACACUUUUGGUGACAGGAAGUUCAGAUGGCAAAGUGUUUUUCUACAACUACCAUACUUCUAGGAUUGUCCGUACUUUGUCGGCACACAGAGAAGCUUGUGUGAGUGCAGUAUUUCACCCAGUAUUGCCAUCACUCCUUGCAACUUCUGAUUGGGCUGGAGAAAUCAAGAUCUGGCAAUAGCAAGCAAAAUAACUUUUCAUCCAUCAAAGAGCUUGGUAUUUCAGAGGGAAUAAACCAUGAUAUGCAGUGUGAUAUUUGUUGUGAUGUGUUGUAGGCAGCAGAGACUGUUAUCUUUUCUUCUUGGACCACUGGACAUACGCUUUCAUAAUGCAGUUAAGAGGAUUCUGUGAUUAGCUGCUGAGCAAAUAAGUGUUUUCUCUCUCUCUCUCUCUCUCUCUCUCUCUCUCUCUCUCUCUCCCUUUCUCUCUCUCUCCCUUUCUCCCUCUGUCUCUCCCCCUUCUCUUCCCCCCCUUCCUUGGGCCCUGGUGGCAAAUUUCUGCCCUUUCUGUGCCAAUAUUCUGGUGCUUAUCUAGUCCAACCCUGAUGUGAGAAUCUAGACUUGAAGAAAAUUAUUGCCCUUCUUAUGUAGCUUUUACUUCAGUUUUCUUAAACCAGAUUGUCACUGGCUUAGCUCCUUGCCCUGGUCACUCGUGCUGGUCAAGCAAUGCUAUAUUUCCUUGUUGAUAUACAGUUCAAGGCAAAACAGCAUCUUACAUGCAAGAGAGGGAAGAUCACAGGACAGGUGGGACUGACUCUUCUGGAAAUAGGCAGAUAUUACCAGCCCAAAUUAUUGUAAAAUGCUCUCUCAGUUUUAAGGGAAAAACUUGGAGCUAAUUAUGAAGUCUCUAAGUCUGUCCUCCCUAGAUUCCUCUUUUUAAGACUGAGUUUUGAACUCAAUUUUAUAAUUGUAUAUUAUUGAAACAAAACUAUGUGUAAGUAUUUUUUUUAAUGGGAAAAAAUAAAGCU